Molecule: messenger RNA, 1854 nt
Organism: Harpia harpyja (harpy eagle)
Lineage: Eukaryota; Metazoa; Chordata; Aves; Accipitriformes; Accipitridae
Gene: TRAM1
Product: translocation associated membrane protein 1
Exons: 11
Coding region: 154-1278 (374 amino acids)
Biological process (GO): SRP-dependent cotranslational protein targeting to membrane, translocation; protein insertion into ER membrane
Cellular component (GO): endoplasmic reticulum membrane
Source: RefSeq, a predicted model, not a curated record
GCGGCCGGGGCGGGGUGAAGCGAAGCGGCGGCUGCCAUUCCUCGGCUGCGCGGUCGCCUCCUCCCCCUCCGCCUCUUCCUGGCCGCGGCGAGAGGAGCUGUGCUGGCAGCGGGGUAGGCGGCGGCGGCGGCGUCGCCCAACUCCCUGCCCGCCAUGGCCAUCCGCAAGAAGAGCAACAAGAACCCGCCGGUGCUGAGCCACGAGUUCAUCGUGCAGAACCAUGCGGACAUCGUGUCCUGCAUGGCCAUGAUCUUCCUGCUGGGGCUCAUGUUCGAGAUUACAGCAAAAGCAGCUGUCAUUUUUGUUACACUUCAGUAUAAUGUUACCAUUCCUGCCACAGAAGAACAAUCUGCAGAAACUAUCUCUCUCUAUCACUAUGGCAUCAAAGAUUUGGCUACAAUUUUCUUUUACAUGCUUGUAGCAAUAAUCAUACAUGCUAUAAUUCAGGAAUACGUACUGGAUAAAAUUAACAGGAAAAUGCACUUUUCAAAAACAAAGCAUAGCAAGUUCAAUGAGUCCGGGCAACUUAGUGCAUUCUACCUUUUCUCCUGUGUUUGGGGAACAAGUAUUCUUGUCUCUGAGAACUAUAUAUCAGAUCCAACCUCUCUGUGGAGGGACUAUCCGCACACUCUGAUUCCGUUUCAAAUGAAGUUUUUCUACAUCUUACAGUUGGCAUACUGGUUUCAUGCUUUUCCAGAAUUGUACUUCCAGAAAACUAAAAAAGAAGAUAUCUUUCGCCAGAUCGUCUAUAUUGGACUUUAUCUUUUUCAUAUUGCUGGAGCCUAUCUCCUGAAUCUGACCCAUCUUGGACUUGUUCUUCUGGUAUUGCAUUACUUUGUUGAAUUUCUUUUCCACAUAUCUCGUCUUUUCUACUUCAGUGAUGAAAGAUACCAGAAAGGAUUUUCACUGUGGGCAGUUCUUUUUGUUUUGGGAAGGCUUCUCACCUUGAUUCUCUCAGUCCUCACUUUUGGCUUUGGACUGGCAAGAGCAGAAGAUCAGCAGCUGAAUUUCAGUACUGGAAACUUUAAUAUCCUGGCUGUUAGAAUCAGUGUGCUGGCUUCCAUCUGCAUGGCUCAAGCAUUUAUGAUGUGGAAGUUCAUUAAUUUCCAGCUUCGGAGGUGGAGAGAGCAUUCUUCUUCUCAGCCUCAGUCAGUGAAAAAGAAGUUUGUAACAGCUAAAGGAAAGACCUCCAGAAAAGAAAGAGAAAAUGGAAUAAAUGGAACAGUGACCUCAAAUGGAGCAGACUCGCCUCGUAGCAGGAAGGAUAAAUCCUCGUAAAACUGGGUUUUAUUAAGUUAAUUGACUAAUGUCCCCAAAGAAUCUGCUUUUUACAUGGAUGGCCCUUCAGCACUAGAGAUGUUGUGGAUUAAAGAAAAUACAAUUAAUGGUUUUUGAUUAUUGCUGUUGUUUUGACAAACUUUUUUUAAAAGCCAUUUUGACUAGGAAAAAGGUUUAUCUGUCUUCAAAUACUUGGGUGGGAGGGAGAUAGAACACUUUUUAAAUAACAUUGACACUUUUUUAAACAUUUAUUGUGAUGAAAUAACCUCACUUAAUGAGGAUCACUGUUGCAAUGUAUUAUUUCUUUCCAGUUUUUGUAAUCUUGGUGAUAUAUACUGUUCUACCAACUUUACUUUUUCCAAGUUCUUCAAGAAGUCUUGCAAAAUUGAAGUAAAAACUUAGUAUGCAUUUUCAGAUACUCUGGCUUUUCAGUUAAUUACCUUGAUUCAAAUUUACAGUUCAAAUUGGGAUUGUGAUUGUGAGGCCACACCAAUAAACCUCUUUAUUUUGUAGUUAUUAGCUACACAAUGUCUGCUCUAAGAAUUGCCCCGUAUCAUUAAAACAAAACUGAACUAA